CUAUAGCUACGAUAACCAAAAUACUAGUAGGAAAAAACAUGAGCUUAGGAGUAGACGAUUCCUCUACGCCCAAGCUUUCUCUCUCUAGACUCCCAUGCAAGCCAAAACACCCGAUCCAAAUGCUAACGCCGCCGCUCCACCCAUCACUUUCCAUCCCAUUCCAAUGGGAGGAGGCGCCGGGAAAGCCGAGGUUCCCCGCCGAUGAUGACGCCGCCAGGUGCUUGGACCUGCCUCCCAGAUUAAAUGCCCAAUUUACCAUAAUGCCCUCGCCCGCCAUGACCCCGCUGUCAUGCUCCUUCUCCUUCCGGAGAGGACCGGGUUCGGCCCGGUUCGGCGGUUCCAGGAGGUGGAGGUCGUGGGGGAGCUUCAAGUUCCGGGAAGAGGCGAGGGGUGGUUUCGACCUUUCGCAAACGCUGGGAGAUUUUUUUAUGAGUGAAAAAAAUAGUGCACAUGUGCAGAAGAUGAGAGGGAUUACAAGAGUGCGGAGCUUCUUCCAUUUCUCUACCAUCAAUUCUAACUUGUUAGACAUUUAUGCACGCUUUAAGCAGGCGAUUCCAUGGCGGCGUAGAAGAUGAAAUUCCACGGAGUAUUCCGCUAUUUUAUCAAUGCAUAUCUCAUGCGUACAAUAAUAAUAUUAUGUGCGUGAUAUAUAAAAAUAUAAAUAAUCCCAAUUGGUUAUUUGGUUAUCGAUCACAUUGAA
Salvia miltiorrhiza (redroot sage) is the source of this 700-nucleotide messenger RNA. RefSeq lists its product as uncharacterized. The record is from RefSeq and is a predicted model, not a curated record. NCBI's taxonomy places the organism in Eukaryota, Viridiplantae, Streptophyta, Magnoliopsida, Lamiales, Lamiaceae. The transcript is spliced from 2 exons. Bases 39 to 575 code for a protein of 178 amino acids.